Molecule: messenger RNA, 826 nt
Organism: Ostrea edulis (European flat oyster)
Lineage: Eukaryota; Metazoa; Mollusca; Bivalvia; Ostreida; Ostreidae
Product: universal stress protein MSMEG_3950/MSMEI_3859-like
Exons: 4
Coding region: 121-558 (145 amino acids)
Source: RefSeq, a predicted model, not a curated record
ACUGCAAGCAGUGGAAUUUUUCCCAUAUACACUGUACAAGCAUGACCCCGUGAAAAGUCGAAUAGAUACAAAAUAUUUCAUAUCUAAGUUGUACCGCAGCUGUAGAAGGACGCAUUCGCAAUGGCCACAGUUAUUGUAGCAAUAGAUGAAAGUAAAUUUGCAGAAAAUGCCUUGAAAUGUUAUAUGGAAAACUUCCACAAACCCGGACACAAGGUGAUAGUUCUCCACGUCAUAGAGAACCUGAUCGAUGCCAAGGACAUGAGUCCAGGACGUAUUAUCGAAUUGCGAAGAGAGGCCCAGAAUAAAGCACAGGCUUUGAAAGACAAAUACUCAAAAGUUGUGACUGACCUUGGGGCGGGAAGUGAAGUUAGAAUAGAAACAGCGGAAAAACCGUCGCAUGCUAUCGUGGAGAUUGCUGGAAAAGAAAAGGCCCAAUUCAUAGUGACCGGAAGUAGAGGAAUGGGGGUCAUACGACGAACCAUUCUCGGCAGUACCAGUGACUUUAUACUUCACCAUGCCCACUGCCCAGUAGUGGUAUACAAAAUGGACCAUCAGUAGCAUUGCGCAGGCGUAUCUGAAGAAGUGAUGGAAGAAUUAGAUGUUCUAUAAUAUUUAAGCUGUUGUGAUCAUCCCUCGGCAUAAGCUGUAUAUGUCUAAUAGCAUCGUCAUAUUUAGUUUUACAUUAGUCUUUAUUUACAAUUACAUUCUUAUUACUUGUAUAAUGUGUUCUCUAUAUUAUAUAGUAUGUUGUAUCCAGAUUCUAAACCAUAAUGGUGGAGAUUUGUUGUUAUACUGAAUAUUUUAUUUUCUAAAUAUUUUCAAAGAU